Lottia gigantea (owl limpet) is the source of this 1391-nucleotide messenger RNA. RefSeq lists its product as hypothetical. The record is from RefSeq and is a predicted model, not a curated record. Bases 349 to 1320 code for a protein of 323 amino acids. Lineage: Eukaryota; Metazoa; Mollusca; Gastropoda; Lottiidae. The transcript is spliced from 8 exons.
CACAGCGGGUGACUAUGGCAGUCUUAUAAGAUUUCUAGCGACUUUCGGUUAAUCUGAAAAUUAUACGAUAAAUAGCAGCAAUGAUUAACAGAAUCAUUCUGCGUACGACUUUAAAGACGAACUGAGAUGUAGAGUAAUACGUUGUGUUUAGUCGACUUAAUAGAAGAUGUGAAUUGUAUGUUCAUAUUAUAUUAGGCUAGUCUAUUUGAUGGUUAUCAGUAUGAUAUAUGUUAUUUUGCUUCUCGGGACAUGAUACGAUACGUUUAUCAUUAACGGAUACCUUACUAAUAGAUGUACCUGGAAAAUACAAAUACACAAAUGUGUACAAUUAGCUAAGAUUUGGUGAAAAUGGGAGCUUCGUUGUCUUUUCCGGAAGAGGAAAUCAAUCAUGAGAGAACAUAUUUGAUAACUGGAGGAAAUUCAGGUAUUGGGUAUGAAGCAGCUAAGACGAUAGCAGGUUUGGGAGCUCAUGUGAUUAUUGCUUGCAGAAAUUUGACCAAGGCCGAAACAGCCGUUAAAAAUAUGCAAGAGGAAUAUAUUAAAGACUUUAGUUUGAAGAUGGAGAAGGAAUUAGAGGCUAACAGACGAGAUCCAAGGAAGUUGAAUAUUGAAAUAAUGGAAUUAGAUCUUGCCUCCUUUGCUGCCACAAAACGGUUUAUUGAAGCAUUUAAAGCUAGAAAUUGUAAAUUGAAUGUCCUGGUUUGCAAUGCUGGAAUAGCAGUGAAAUCCAAAGAAUUAACAGAAGAUGGUUAUGAAAUGAUGUUACAAGCUAAUUAUUUAUCUCAUCUAUUAAUCAUUCUUCAUUUUCUACCAAUUUUAACGGCAUCUGGUGAUGACAGCAGGAUUGUCCAAACAUCAUCUAUAGCUCAUACAGUUGGUAAAUUUGACUUGACAAAUAUAAAUGCUCAGAAAUCGUGGGGAGAAAUAACAUUUUAUGGUAGUUCCAAACUAUACCAGAUAAUGUCAAUGUUGUGGUUAAUAAGAAAUAUAAAGUCUAUAGAGGUCACAAUAUCCUCGUGUCAUCCUGGUAUAGUCUAUACUCAGAUGACUCAAACAAAUGAUUACUUGUUUGUAAGAGCAUUUGCAAAGACUUAUUUUGCCAGAAGUGCUUUUGAGGGUGCUGCAACUAUUAUUAAAGCUGCUAUAGAUAACUCGUUACAAGGACAAACUGGUAUUUAUAUGAGUGACUGUAAAAUCAAAACACCAUCUUCACUAGCAAGAGAUCCUGAAAAACAAGAUGAACUAAUGAAAUGGAGUUUGGAGAGCUUAAAACCACAUCUACCAGAGAAUUUAACUGAAAUACUCAAUUAUGAUCAAUAACAUACAAUAUCAUAAAUAUAUGAGCCGAUAAUCCAGCUUGUCGAUAACUUAAUAAAUAUUUUUCGAUUUUU